This is a messenger RNA of Loa loa (African eye worm), 234 nucleotides long. Its product is annotated as zinc finger protein. The annotation marks the transcript as partial. The record is from RefSeq and is a predicted model, not a curated record. Lineage: Eukaryota; Metazoa; Nematoda; Chromadorea; Rhabditida; Onchocercidae. The transcript has a single exon.
AAAAGGAAAUUUAUGAGUGUCAACUUGUCGGAUGUACUUUUCACACGAACAGUCUCAAAGAAUAUAGAGGACACAGGAAAACGCACGAGAAACCACUUAUUUACGAAUGUAGAGAACCCAAUUGUGACCAAAAGUUCAAUUGUAGCUCAUUAUUUUGCUUUCACAAGGAAAAACAUCAACCUAAACCUCAGUGCGAAAAUUGCAACAGAUCCUACGGCAGCAAGCGCAGCUUGA